CAGAUUCAAAGGCUGAAGGUCAAGAGGUUAUGUUAUUCAGAAAAGAGGCAGUUUCAAACCAAUUUGUGUUUUUAGUUUAGUCACCGGAAAAUCUGAGUAAUCCAUCGUAUUUUGCCUUUCCAUCAUGGAUGCUGACGAUGGUUUCUCCCUUGGCUUAUCAGGACGAGGAUUAAGGGGAAGAGCUUCUGACUCUAUUAAUGAGCUGAGGGCAACACUAAGCAGCAGCCCAAGGAGGCGUACUGUGGGCAGCAGUCACCUACCGACACCUAGACAGUCUUCCUCAAGCCUCUCCAAAAACACAUCCAGGAGAUCUCUACAUAGAAGCAUCUCAUCACCACGAGAUCUAGAGGCAGGAAGUCUUCAAAACACAAGGUUAAGUGAUAACAGGGCAUUAGAUAACUACAACAAUGCUGUAGACAGGCUCAGAACUCUACUGGUAAACCAUACUCACCAACCAAGCACACUGCCUGGCAGAGGUCGAAGGUCAUUGGAUGUUUUCACUCCUCAGAAUAGCCAGCAUGAGGUUCCCUUUGCCAUGGAGGAUACUUACUCCUACAAACAGUCCCCCAGACUUCCCUUAACAAGCAGCGUGUCUAAGGUACACAACGAACCCAACUCACAGCAGCUUCUGCAGAUUAUCAACAGCCAGAGUGCAUACAUACAGCAGCUAGAGGGAGAGAAUAAAUACUGCAGGGAGGAGCUCCAUGGUCUCAAGGGAAGGACAGAGGCGAUUGCAGCAGAGAACAUCAAGCUGAAUGAUGAGAUGAAAGACAUCCUCAUCAAAUCUGCACUGGAAGAAAGUCCUUUCAGACAGGAUGAGCAGUCAACUCAAGGUAACCUUGAAAGACAGGACAACCAGAGGCAACAUCAGCAAGCUCCAGAUAGACUCAUGUUUGCUCGGUGGAGUGAGGAUCUUGAGAAACUGAAGAAAAUGCAUGGUAUUCGUGUGAAGAGAUUGGAAGACCAGUUAACUUCAACAAAAUCCGAGUUGAUAAACUAUGAAAAACAGUGCAAUGAGCUGAAAGUGAGGCUUCGGAUGGCUGAUUCUGUGAACCUACUAUCAAGGAAAGAUGGUCACAUCAAGGAUGGUCUCUGUGUACGAUGCGCUCAAGAGGAGGCUGUGAUGACAAACCCCAGUCAACCCAUGGACACCACUACCAUUCAUAGGAUAACACAAGAAAGGGAUGAUCUGGUGAGUCGACUUACAGCUAACCAGGCAGUCAAAGAAGAAGCAGAAAUGAGAGAAGCUGAAGCUUAUGACCAGGUGCAGCAAAGUAUUCAACUAGUGGAACAAGCUCAGCUAGAGAGAACAGAGGCCUUGGUACAGACAGAGCAAGCUAAAGAAGACAUCGUCAGACUUCAAAGCAGAAUGGCUGACAUGGUUACAGAGCAACAAGAGAAGCUACAGCUUGAACGAGAGGCAACCAGGAGGGAGAGUCAGGAAGAAAUGGCACAACUCAAUCACAGAGUUGGUAAGCUGUCUGAAGAAUUGGCUGCGAUGACUCAUCAGCUAGAGAGAGUGACCAGAGAGAAAGUAGAUGUUACAUCCGAGUUAGAUCAAGCUAAGAUGCAGAUCAUGCAAAAUGAGGUCCAAAUCACAAAGGUAUCAGAGGACACAAAAGUAUCUACUACUACAGCUAAGGUUCAGAGAGAUGAAGCCAUGAGACAACUAGAAAGACUUAGGGCAUCUAUGGAGUCAGAACUUAGAAGUGCACAACAGGAGAAAUCUCGAGUGAAGAAUGAGUUAUUGGAUGUUCGAAGGAGACUUCAGCAGGCUGAGAAGGAUGCCUCUACAUCACGGGAGGAGUGCAUCCGUUUGGUGGAGAAACUCAAUGCAGCUGAGAGAGAGGCAAGCAUCUUGCGUUUGUCCCAUGAGAGUGUUGAUAAGGGUAACAAAGAUGCUCUUAGGAUGGUGCGUCACAGAGCAGAGAAGAAGGAGCAAGACCUCAAACAAACUAUUCAUGACAUGGAUGCAAAACACAGUCUAGCUGUGAAUGAACUGGAGAACAUGUUAUCAGACCAGCAAGCCUUGAUCACUAAACUGAGGGAAGAAGGUAGAGUCCUCACUGACAGGUUAGAGAGUGGCACAAACAAGUACAGAUCCGAGCUUCACCAACUGAGGCAGGUAAAUGGUGAGCUUGUGGCUCGGUCAGAGCGUCUAUCCCAGCAGCACAAUGAUAUGGAGAUACAGUGUGUGGAGCAUGGGAAGCUACAUCACAGGAUGAAGACUAGGCUGCAACAGAUGGAAGAACAGAAUAACAAGAAUGCUAAACAGAUCUUUGAGCUUCUUCAGAAGCAGACCAGUCUGAUGCAGGAGAGACAGGUCCUCAGCAAGGAGGUAGAGUUCUUACGGAGCCAGAGGACUACUACUACACCUCUAGACCUGAACCGAAGCGAGACCAACUGGCUGAAUAGUGAUGUAGAUAAACUCAAGGGAUUAGGUGGAUUUACCAAGGAGGCAAUGGUACCAAGUCAUGAUCAAGAUAGAUAGCAUAGAUCAUAUCACUGUUCUGUAAGCAUUGAUGGAAUAUGACAGCUCUUUUUUUUUCUUUUUUUCAAUAAUCAAGAACUACCAAGAAUUCUUC
Molecule: messenger RNA, 2585 nt
Organism: Strongylocentrotus purpuratus (purple sea urchin)
Lineage: Eukaryota; Metazoa; Echinodermata; Echinoidea; Camarodonta; Strongylocentrotidae
Gene: sdccag8
Product: serologically defined colon cancer antigen 8 homolog
Exons: 17
Coding region: 125-2491 (788 amino acids)
Biological process (GO): establishment of cell polarity; neuron migration; centrosome cycle
Cellular component (GO): centrosome; centriole
Source: RefSeq, a predicted model, not a curated record